Molecule: messenger RNA, 1805 nt
Organism: Parasteatoda tepidariorum (common house spider)
Lineage: Eukaryota; Metazoa; Arthropoda; Arachnida; Araneae; Theridiidae
Product: inactive pancreatic lipase-related protein 1
Biological process (GO): lipid catabolic process
Molecular function (GO): lipase activity
Source: RefSeq, a predicted model, not a curated record
GAAACUGCGUUUUCUACACUUUGAAAUUCAAUUCAGAACUUUUACCUUCAUCGAGUACGGAACUUUGUGAAAUUUAUCGAAAUUUUUAAUGCAUUUUAAGUGCUGUUGAACAUUAUAUCCAGCUUAAUAUUAGUUCUCGAUGUACUGUUGGAACUUUACUAUCCAUUAGUAUGCGUUUUAAUAUGACAGCUAUAGCGAUACUGUGCCUACUUUUAUUGGAGAGGUUCCUGGCUUCUGAUAUGGAUGGUAUAACCCAACCGGUUUUAAAUGGACUUCGAACUCUUGAAAAAACUGCUACAAAACGCGACAAAGAGAAUUUACCUCCCAGUAAGCAUAAAUCAAGUCGAAAAUUCUCCAAUUUUGAUUUGUAUACUCCAGAUUUUAGAACGCAAGGGAAAAAACUAGAUAUGAGUGAUCUGCGAUCAUUGCGGUAUUUCAAUCCUCGUCUCGAGACGAAAGUCAUCAUUCACGGAUUUUUAGACAAAAUAAGAAUCGCCAAAUGGAUGCACCACAUGAAAGACGAGUUUUUGAUGCUCGAUGAUUUUAACGUGAUUCUAGUGGAUUGGAGCGUUGGGAAUUUUCUACCUUAUACUCAAGCUGCUGCAAAUACGGCACAAACUGGAAAUGAAAUAUCACAGCUAUUGAAUAUAUUAAUUAAUAAUUUCGGAGCUAAGCCAAGCCAGUUUCAUUUAAUUGGUCAUAGUCUUGGAUCCCACGUUGCAGGUUAUGUUGGAGAAAGAAUAAAAGGUUUAAAAAGAAUAACAGGACUGGAUCCUGCAACCUAUUUAUUCAAGGAUUUACCACCGCGAGAGAAACUAGAUCCUUCUGAUGCCCAUUUCGUGGAUGUUAUUCACACCGAUGCUGGGGGUAUUGGAAUGGAGGAGUCAUUGGGUCACGUGGAUUUUUAUCCGAAUGGUGGCGAAAUACAGCCCGGUUGCACAGCUUCGAAUUCUUUGAAAGCUCUUCUAGAAUUUGGAAUUGUCGAAGGCGUUCGAAAUAUGAUUUGCAGCCACAUGAAGGCGUCACAUUUAUUUACUCACUCAAUUAACGAACAUCACUGUCAGAUGAUUGGUUAUAAGUGCUCAGACUGGGAAUCCUUCUCCAAUGGUAAAUGUGAUUUCUGUGGUGUGGAUGACGAAAAUUGUGCUAUUAUGGGCUAUCAUGCUGACAUGGAAAGAAAUUACGCCAAUGGAACAAAGUAUUAUCUCCUUACAUCCGAUACUGCGCCAUAUUGCGGGUUUGAGUAUAAAAUAACAUUAUUUGAAGAAGAAAACAAAAAUGUUUCCAAGAGUAAUAAGAAAAAGUGGGGUAGCAUGGAUAUAUUAAACAUUUUCCUCUACGGGAGUAACGGAAAUGCUGAAUUUAAAAUUGAAGGAAAAAAGAGCGGUUGGCACGAGAGUCAUAUAGUGUUCAGCAGUUCCUUUCUUGGCGAAAUAUUUGGCGCCGUCAUACGCUGGGAAAAGAAACCGAUGUCAAGGGCCAAAGGUGUAAUGGACGUCGUUUCUAAAGUGAUUAAAAAUGAUUCCAACAAACCUUUCUUUAAGAAGAUGAACGUCUUCCCUUUAAAGUCUUACACUCGAUGGCAAAUUUCACCGAUUAUUUUUGAGUUGUGCCCACGUCCAGAUGCAUCAGAUGACAGAAGUCAACAAGGGGCGAUGUUUAGCAACGAGUAUUGUUGAAUAUUUUUUCCGGUGGAAUUUGCUUUACUUAAGAAUUGGUUUUUAAAGAGUCUUAAAAUUUUCAAUGUAUUUUCAAAUUUGAGAUUCUACUUUUAUUGAAUAGUUUAUAUUUUAAAUAAAGUUUUA